UGGCGCUCUAGGUUUGUCUAUUUACUAAUCAGGAAAAUACACUAUGGCAGACGACCACACUAAGCAUAUUCGAUUGAUAUCAAGAGCACUAUCUUUGCUGCCAAUGACGUUGAAGGAUGGACCUUUUGUCGGCCAAAUGAAUAGAGAUAUUCUUGUAUUCAACAGCUUCGUCAAAGCUUUAAACCGUAGCUACCGCAACCUAUGCGAGAUGCUCCUACUGUCGCUGUUCCUGAAUGAUUGUGUGAAACGGGAUAGGCACGAUUAUGCCGAGCUGAGUAUCAGAAUGCCAUAUGUGGCUGACAUCAAUGCAGCACUUGGUAUGGUGAGCAAAUAUUAUUUGGAACACACGGUGACGGACGGAUCGAAAGCGAUGGAAGCCACCGAAAAGACGUUCACCUCAGCGGUCGACCUGAAAAGGGAUCUCCAAAAAGGCUUCGAAUUUUGGGACAAUGUCAUGAAGGGCAUCAAGGUACUAAAAGAGGCAAAAUCGUUCGAGGCAACUUGCAACAUGUUCCUUGAAGCGGAUGAGUGGUUGAAAUCCCGAAGACCUCAGAAUUAGGCAAGCAAAAUCCCAAUAAACCAGUUUGCAGGUGGUGGCUGAGUCAUAGCCUGCCCGUAUCAUUAGCGAGUGGAGUGGCGUCAGGGUUGAGUCAAAUGCCUCCGGACGGAGACCGCGAGGGGGUGUGGAGUGUUUACG
Umbelopsis ramanniana AG is the source of this 697-nucleotide messenger RNA. RefSeq lists its product as uncharacterized. Lineage: Eukaryota; Fungi; Mucoromycota; Umbelopsidomycetes; Umbelopsidales; Umbelopsidaceae. The coding region runs from base 44 to 559 and encodes 171 amino acids. The record is from RefSeq and is a predicted model, not a curated record. The transcript is spliced from 3 exons.